AUGAGGCCAGAUGGGUGGCCUGGUGAGGAACAUGAAUUGUUCACGCAAUGGGCAAUAUCCCAGGGCAUCAUUGUGAAUGGCGUUGGCCCAGCAAAGUUCCCAGGGCGUGGUCUAGGAAUGAUAGCCAUGCGGAGUAUACAAGAGAAUGAGGCGAUUGUGAGAGUCCCACGACAAGUAAUGUUGACAGUAGAUGCGAUUCCAUCUUCAUUCGCUAGCAAAUUUGCUGAGGGAACACCGGUACAUGCGCUUCUAGCUGCAUUCUUGUGUCAUGGCGAGCCAGAGGACCUGGAGCAGUAUGAGCUUUGGAGAAAAACCUGGCCAACCCGGGACGAUUUUGAAGAUUGCAUGCCGAUUUUAUGGCCAGAGACUUUGCGUGCUUGCUCUUCUUCUGGAACGGCCACUAUUCUACCACCGUCAAUAUCGGGUUGCUGGAAGAGUGUACCGAAAGAGAAACUGAAGUUCGAAUAUGAGUCUUCCCACCAGAAGCUUCUCCUCCAGCAGGAACAACGAUUGCGCAAGGCAUGGGAGAGCGUGGUUGCUGUUUUCCCAGAGACCAGCAAGGAAAUUUACUCCUAUUACUGGUUGAUUGUCAACACAAGGAGCUUCUUCUAUCUGAUGCCUGGCCAGGAGCCGCCUGAAGAUCGGAACGAUGCUAUGGCGUUACUUCCAUUCGCUGAUUACUUCAAUCAUUCCGAUGUGGCAUGCGAUGUGAAGUUUGAUGGCCAAGAAUACGUCUUCAAGGCUGUGAAAGCGUACGAGGCGGGCGAGGAGAUUUUCAUGAGUUAUGGGCCUCAUCCAAACGACUUUCUCUUCACCGAAUAUGGAUUCUACCUAGACGAAAACGAAUCCGAGGCAUUAUACUUGGAUGAUAUAGUAUUUCGAGACCUCAGCACAUCCAUUCAGGAAGAGUUGAACCUGCAGCAGUACUUCGGCAACUAUCAAGUCACAACCACGGGAGUGUGUUACCGGACCGAAAUUGCCGCUUGCAUUAAAUAUAUGCCACUCGAAGACUGGCAGAACUACGUCCUCGGCUACUCUACCAGAGGAGUAGAUGAAAAGAAGUCGGAAGAAAUUAUCCGAGACUGGAUCCGUACAUAUAUAAAAGAGGCGGAUUUGGCUAUAGAUGAAUUGGGUAAUCUUGGGUCUAGCAAGAUAGGCCAAGAGCACCAGGGGAAGGUGCAAAUAUUGUUGAAGAGGUGGAAGCAAAUCAAGGAACUCUGUAAUAAAGCGUUGCAAGCCGUAUAA
Messenger RNA from Aspergillus puulaauensis, 1245 nucleotides. RefSeq lists its product as uncharacterized. The record is from RefSeq and is a predicted model, not a curated record. NCBI's taxonomy places the organism in Eukaryota, Fungi, Ascomycota, Eurotiomycetes, Eurotiales, Aspergillaceae. The transcript has 6 exons. Gene Ontology annotation, biological process: peptidyl-lysine trimethylation; peptidyl-lysine monomethylation. Bases 1 to 1245 code for a protein of 414 amino acids. Gene Ontology annotation, molecular function: protein-lysine N-methyltransferase activity; protein binding.